AUGCUUUGUUAUGACCAUCUUUUGACCUUCGAUGAUGAGAUAAAAUAUAUGUGGCAAAGGAAGAAGGCCUUCCCCUUCUAUCUCUUUCUAAUUUUUCGAUACAUUACCCCCAUCGUCUCACUUAUCAACCUGAUCUCGGAACACGACCCGAACUGGAUUGGAGCUGCGUGUAAUAAUUGGAUUUGGCUACCAGUAGCUAUUGGGCCGAUUGUCAGUCUUGCAACUGGAAUUAUCUUGAUCUUGCGAGUUCACGCGAUUUACUCUCAAGCCACUUGGAUUCUAUGCGUCACCUUGCCGAUUUAUAUCACACAACUGAUUGUUAUGGGUUGGGCCAUUCCUGCGGCUGUUCCAGCGAAUCUACCACCAGGAUUUAUUGGAUGUAUCCCCGUUCCGAAGCUAGAUACUGGCCUUCGACUGGCCUCGAUUUACAUCGCUGCACUAGCUUUCGACGCUACGAUAUUCGCUUUGACAUUUGGUCGAGCGAUAUACUCUCGCCUUACUGGUUCAUCUAUCCCUCUCAAAACGUUGAUUAUUCGAGACGGAACGUUGUACUUUGCUGUCAUUUUCGUUGUGAAUUUAACUAACGUGCUGUUGUUAACGCUCGCUCCGCUCGAUCUGAGCGCUAUCAACGCCCCGUUCGCUUCUAUGAUAACGGCUAUAUUAGUUGCUCGGUUAAUGCUCCACCUACGUGCUGCAGCCGAUACCCAGAAGGUCUCAUACGGAGCACGUCCUCCUCAGGCCAGAGUGACUAGUACCCUCCCUGAAGAUAUCUACACCUUCAACCGCGACAGUGUUCAAGCCGCCGGAGGUGGUGGUGCAGGGUCAUCGGAUUUAUUGGGUCGUAUGGGUGCAAGCGGGUUCGCCGUACCGCUACUGGAUACAAUUUUUGAGGAGAGGUCGUCGGAUCAGAAUACACAAGAAGGUAGUCGUGAGGAGGUGUGA
Marasmius oreades (fairy-ring Marasmius) is the source of this 942-nucleotide messenger RNA. RefSeq lists its product as uncharacterized. The transcript is spliced from 12 exons. The record is from RefSeq and is a predicted model, not a curated record. Lineage: Eukaryota; Fungi; Basidiomycota; Agaricomycetes; Agaricales; Marasmiaceae. Bases 1 to 942 code for a protein of 313 amino acids.